Molecule: messenger RNA, 309 nt
Organism: Medioppia subpectinata
Lineage: Eukaryota; Metazoa; Arthropoda; Arachnida; Sarcoptiformes; Oppiidae
Source: the annotation of a GenBank genome assembly
AUGUCCAAUUUUCACCGCAAAUAUGGCUUCCAAGUCAGUCCGUCGGGUCAGGCACCGAUAGGAAAGUCAGUGACGAUUGACUGUCAUAUAGAGGCAUUUCCGCCGCCGAUUAGCUAUUGGCUGAACGAUAGCACUGUUAUAUUUGACACAAAUAAUAGAUACGAUAUUAGUAUUAAAUCAAAGGGCUAUAAAAGGCACUUAAAACUAACCAUUCGUGAACUACAAGACAAAGAUUUAAAAGACUAUCAGUGUUUUGCGAAGAAUGCAUUGGGAGAACAAAGGGCUACAAUUAAACUAUACGUAAAAUAA